Messenger RNA from Sordaria macrospora k-hell, 297 nucleotides. NCBI's taxonomy places the organism in Eukaryota, Fungi, Ascomycota, Sordariomycetes, Sordariales, Sordariaceae. The record is from RefSeq and is a predicted model, not a curated record.
AUGUUUCUACCGCGAUACGUCGCCUCGGCCAUUGCGCUGCUGGCUUCCUCAGCCCUUGCCCAAGUCACAACCGACUGCCAGCCCCUCAACAAGACAUGUCCUCCCGAUCCCGCCCUCGGCAUGGACUAUUCAUGGACCUUCAACUCGACUCCCAAGGCCUGGGCUUGGGAAACCACGGUCGGCACCGUCGAUUUCGACAAUGACAAUGGCGCCGCCUUCACCAUCAACAAGCAAGGCGACUCCCCAACCCUGCGUUCCAAGUUCUACUUCUUCUGGGCCGCACCGAGAUCUGGAUGA